This is a messenger RNA of Pteropus alecto (black flying fox), 630 nucleotides long. It is a transcript of the gene CALML4, whose product is annotated as calmodulin like 4. The record is from RefSeq and is a predicted model, not a curated record. Lineage: Eukaryota; Metazoa; Chordata; Mammalia; Chiroptera; Pteropodidae. Gene Ontology annotation, cellular component: myosin II complex. Gene Ontology annotation, molecular function: calcium ion binding.
AUGGCAGCCGCGGAAUUAUGACAGGGGCCUCCACCCAGCUUGGCGGACUUUCGACUUGAAGCGGGAGGAAGGAACCAAGAAGUCAGUCGUGGGAGCGGCGAGCCCAGGGCUGCACCAAGAGGCCCCGAGAUGGCCAAGUUUCUUUCCCAGGACCAAAUUAACGAGUACAAGGAAUGCUUCUCCCUGUACGACAAGCAGCAGCGGGGGAAGAUAAAAGCCCCUGACCUCAUGGUGGUGAUGAGGUGCCUGGGGGCCAGCCCGACACCGGGGGAGGUACAGCGGCACUUGCAGACUCAUGGGAUAGACAGAAAUGGAGAGCUAGAUUUCUCCACUUUCCUGACCAUUAUGCACAUGCAAAUAAAACAAGAGGACCCAAAGAAAGAAAUUCUCUUGGCCAUGUUGAUGGCAGACAAGGAGAAGAAAGGCUACAUCAUGGCAUCCGAGCUGCGGUCAAAACUCAUGAAACUGGGCGAGAAGCUCACGCACAAGGAAGUGGAUGAUCUUUUCAAAGAAGCAAAUAUUGAACCAAAUGGCAAAGUGAAGUAUGAUGAAUUUAUCCACAAGAUCACCAUUCCUAUGCGGGACUACUGACUGAAGAGAAUGCAAGAGAGCCUCCCCUGGGUCUGAAAA